GGGGAGGAGCCCAGCAAAUCAAAGUUCAUCCUUGGUUCAAAGAUGUUGUUUGGGAAAAGCUCUAUGAAAUGGAGGCUGCUUACAAACCAGAAGUGAACGACGAGCUAGAUACACAAAACUUUAUGAAGUUUGAUGAAGUGAAUUCUCCUGCAACUGAAAGAACUAAAUCGGGCACCUCCAGGAAGAAUCUUGCUCCCAAGGAUUUAAGCUUUGUUGGCUAUACAUACAAGAACUUUGACGCUGUGAAAGGAUUGCGUCAUUCACUUGAGAUGGCAAGAACUAUGUCUCUGGAUCGAUCACCAGCUGAGGUGAUGCCUGUGGAGCGGAUAAGCGGGGAAGCAGCAGAGGCUCAGAUGGUUUCAUCGAUGGAUGAUCCAAUGGUAAUUUGAGAUAACCAAGACUAGUAAUGAAGCAAAAGAAGACUAACAAUGGUUAGCCUUUUCCUGAUGAUUCUGUGUAUUAGAAGAAGCAAAAAAGGAGGUUAAAGAGAGAUUUAGAGGAUUAUUAAGUCUUAUGUGUUAUAUAAAAGCUGCCCAGGUUGGCUGUAGUAAUGUUGUCUUCUCUAGUGGCAGUUUUAUUGCAACAUUUUUAACUCUCUUUUACCUUUCUAUGUGUGUCAAAAAAUCAGAACUUUUUAUUUCUAUAAAUUUGAAGACCCACCGAGGAGUGAGGACUUUUAGAGUGUGUA
This is a messenger RNA of Raphanus sativus (radish), 688 nucleotides long. RefSeq lists its product as uncharacterized. The coding region runs from base 69 to 389 and encodes 106 amino acids. The record is from RefSeq and is a predicted model, not a curated record. NCBI's taxonomy places the organism in Eukaryota, Viridiplantae, Streptophyta, Magnoliopsida, Brassicales, Brassicaceae. Gene Ontology annotation, biological process: protein phosphorylation. Gene Ontology annotation, molecular function: ATP binding; protein serine/threonine kinase activity. The transcript has 6 exons.